Molecule: messenger RNA, 950 nt
Organism: Cylicocyclus nassatus
Lineage: Eukaryota; Metazoa; Nematoda; Chromadorea; Rhabditida; Strongylidae
Source: the annotation of a GenBank genome assembly
GCCAAUCAUACUGUCGAGAUCUGUGUGUUCAUUCUGGCUCUGCAAGCCGAGAGAAAAAGAUUGUCACUACGCAUUCGCAGACCUAACGCAAUAUUACGACAUUGACUCAACAGUUUCCGUGGCGAGUGCCGUCGCAGAUCGCUCCCGUACUUUCGUCGCUAAAAAGUUGUGUUAUGAGCAACUGUCUAUUCUUGGGUUCCUCUCGCCUAGCAUGUUCGUUACUGCGUACUCAUGCUUCUCGCAAACUGCCCUCCACUUUGCGGAUUCAUUCAUCUGCUGUCGACUGGAAAGUAAGAAGGUCGGAAAAGAUCAAGAAGAAGUCAUCGUCUGUUAUCCAUUCUGCUGCCGUAACCGCUGAGAACACUUUUGUGCAAGGUGCGUUAAAAGAAAUGAAAGAUGUAGAAACAAUUUUAGGAGAGGAAUUGGCUAAGCACUUUUCACUGCAGGUUGACCUACGCGUGUAUGAAGAUUUAAUGGUGAAACUGGAGAAGGGAGACGAGCAUAAAAUGAGCCAUCUUGGACGGGUAUCAUUGAAAAGUCCCACUAUGGUCAUGAUUAACUUCGCGGAUAACCCAUCAGCUAUCAAAUGGGCGAAGCUAGCGAUACAGAAAUCAUAUCUCAAUGUAACACCUCAACAUGAAGGGGUUGUGCUGUAUUUGCCCGUACCUAGGAUGACACGAGAACGGAGAGAGCAACUUGCACAUGAUGCCAAAGGGAAGAUCUUCAAUGAAUAUAAGAGAGCGUUAAAUGAUAUUUACAUUCAAUUUGAAAAGAAGUCAAGUCAAGAGUCCACUAAACCCGACGAGGAGCGACAUACACGUCAAUUACUGCUAGAUCUCAAGCAUGCAAUGGAGACGAAAGGCGCAGAGCUCAUAGAAAGCAAAAGAAAAGAGUUGUUGAAGGAAAUGGCAUGAUCAUUUUCAGCUAGCAUCUGCUCACUCUAUAUGCUA